Molecule: messenger RNA, 1088 nt
Organism: Telopea speciosissima
Lineage: Eukaryota; Viridiplantae; Streptophyta; Magnoliopsida; Proteales; Proteaceae
Product: peroxidase 10-like
Exons: 4
Coding region: 39-1028 (329 amino acids)
Biological process (GO): response to oxidative stress; hydrogen peroxide catabolic process
Molecular function (GO): heme binding; peroxidase activity
Source: RefSeq, a predicted model, not a curated record
UUUAAAGCAUUAACAUCCUUAGUCAUAUCCAAGCAACCAUGAAUCCUUCUAACUCCAACACUUACUCACUCUUUUCUUUGUUUGUCUUGUUGGUUUUGAGUUCCUUGGUCUCUGGCCAACUUGAUUACAAAUUUUAUGAUAAUUCAUGUCCAAACUUGACAAAGAUUGUUAGGAAUGGCGUGUGGUCAGCUAUCUCCAAUGAUACUAGAAUGGCAGCCUCUCUUCUACGUUUACACUUCCACGAUUGUUUCGUCAAUGGAUGCGAUGGAUCUGUUUUACUCGACGACACAAGCAGCUUUACGGGUGAGAAGAAUGCUGGGCCAAAUCGAAAUUCUGUUAGAGGUUUUGAGGUCAUUGACACCAUCAAGGCUAACGUAGAGAAGUCUUGCCCUUCAACUGUCUCUUGUACUGAUAUCUUGACUCUUGCAGCCAGAGAAGCUGUCUAUCUCUCAGCGGGAUAUUCAUAUUAUUGGAUUGUACCACUAGGCAGGCGAGAUGGCACGACGGCAAGUCAAAGUGCAGCUAAUCAACAGAUACCAUCACCUUUCGAACCCUUGGAGAACAUCACGGCUAAAUUCACUUCAAAAGGUCUAACAAUGAAGGAUGUUGUUGUCCUCUCAGGUGCACACACCAUAGGGUUUGCACAGUGUAGCAGCUUCAAGCAAAGACUCUUCAACUACAACAGCUCAGGUCAGCCAGACCCAACACUUGAAUCAUCACUCCUGAAGAACUUACAGACUACAUGUCCAGAUGAUAAUUCAGACACCAACUUGGCUCCUCUAGAUCCUGUCACCACUAAUAAGUUUGAUAAUGUGUAUUAUAAGAACCUGGUUAACAAUUCAGGACUUCUGCAAUCAGAUCAAGCUCUUAUGGGAGACUCUAACAGUUCAGCCAUGGUAAACUACUAUAGCAAGUACCCUUACUUGUUUGCACAGGAUUUUGGGACAUCAAUGGUGAAGAUGGGAAAGAUAAGUGUGCUUACUGGUAAUGAUGGAGAGAUAAGGAAGAACUGUCACGUGGUUAAUUAAUUAAAUUCAACAUGAAUGCUCUACUCACUUUGUAACUUAACAAUGAAAAGCUGCAAAUGU